AUGCGUGCGUUGGUGUGUGCAGCUCAUACGGAAUAUUACUUCUUCCCGCGUCACAUUCCUCUUCGGUUCGGUUUGGCUUCGCCGGUGGCGUUGCUGGCAAUGGCAAUGAUUGUGAUACGGGUGGUGGCGGUGGUCGGAGUGCAGGGCGACGGGGACGCGGUGCGGUGCGGUGCGGUGCCGGUGGGCGCCAAGGCUGAAACGAAAAAACAACAACAACAACAGCAGCAACACGACGAAGAGCGGAACGUCAAGCAAGGACACACGGGAGGAAUGAAUAGACGCAUGGGCGGGCGGGGGAGCGCCUCGUGGAGUGGCGACUGCAAGCGGUAA
Messenger RNA from Trypanosoma grayi, 330 nucleotides. RefSeq lists its product as hypothetical. The record is from RefSeq and is a predicted model, not a curated record. The transcript has a single exon. Lineage: Eukaryota; Euglenozoa; Kinetoplastea; Trypanosomatida; Trypanosomatidae. The coding region runs from base 1 to 330 and encodes 109 amino acids.